This is a messenger RNA of Cladocopium goreaui, 1707 nucleotides long. NCBI's taxonomy places the organism in Eukaryota, Dinophyceae, Suessiales, Symbiodiniaceae. The record is from the annotation of a GenBank genome assembly.
CAGAUGCGCUUUGCCUUCGGCAGAGUCCAUGCAGGGCUGUGGCGGGGAAGUUCCCGCAGGUAGGAGACGAUCCUAUCAGCUGUGCAGCGGCUGAACCUUUUGGUGCGGGCUCAUGAGCGUGCCAGCCGCUGGGAGGCAGCUCUUGCGCUAUUCCUGCGGGCAGAACUCAGCAUUGUCGCCUUUACCUCCUUGGUGGCUGCUUGUGGCAAGGCACAGUGGCCGUUGGCUCUGCAACUGCUGCACCUGGCACAGAGUCGUCGCCUGGUCUUGGACAUUGUGGCCUUCAAUGCGGUACUGGCAGCACUGGCACGUGCCGGCAAGGGUCAGGAAUGCCGACGGAUGACAGCGACUUCCUUCUUGAUGAAGGCCAAGGUGGCUCAACGCAUCGUGACACACAAUACGACUAUCAUGGCCUUGGCGAACGAGUCCUCUUGGCGAGAAGCGUUGGCUGUUCUGGAAGGGAUGCAGCAGCAGAAAUUACAACCCAAUCUGGCGUCAUAUCUUUGCAGCUUGGGCGCCCUGCGGGAAGCAAAGCAGUGGCAGCUGGCGAUUCACUGGCUAAGGAGGCAGUGUCCUCACGACGUGGAGAGCUUUAAUGCGGUGUUGGCCGUUUGUGAGGCUGCUGCACAGUGGGAAAGAGCGCUGCAGCUGUGCACAGGUGCAGGAAAAACUACAUCAACGGAUUUGGUUGGCUUCAAUACACUUAUCUCCGCCUGUGCCAGAGGAAGUGAGUGGCAGCAGUGUCUUCGCUUGCUUUCCUCCAGACAAAGUGAUGUCAUUGGCUUCAACAGUACCCUGAGUGCUCUAGCUGCUGCGCGUUGCUGGGAUCACGCCUUGGCGUUACUCCAAACAAUGAGAGACCCUUUGCCGAAUGUGGUUUCCUACAACACAACCAUCAGUGCCUGUGCAGACUGCGAAGGAGAGGAAUGGGAGCAUGCCAUGGGCCUGUUGACGCAGAUGCAGUUGGACAACUUGCAGCCGGAUCGCAUCAGCUUCAAUUCUUUGAUGGCGGUCACGAAGUCUUGGAGUCUUUGUUUGCUGAUCUUGGAGGAGACCAUGGCCUCUGCGGAUGCCACGACCUUUGCCACCGCACUGCACGUCUUGGGCACAGCUGGGCAGUGGCGACGCUGUUUGGAGAUCCUUCAGCAGAUGCAGGGUCCUGAUCUCAUGGCGAGUAUGGCGGUCUUCCAUGCAGCGCAUGUGGCAUCUGCGUCACUGCUGUGUUGGGCGCUGCGGGGUGCCAUGGUGAAGGCCUUUAACCACACCUUGGCCGAUGUGGCAGGGUCGGUCAGGAGACGACUGCGAGUGGAAGCCACUAUGCAGUUGGGGAAACUGGAGAGUUGCGUAUGUGCCUGGCAAGGAGGCGGUAGGCAUCAGCUCAUGGGACUCAUGGAUGCCACUGCUGCAUUGGCGCAGCUGGGAGGCAAAUUUCCAUCACAGGCUGGCCACCUUCGCCAUCCGCAUAAUUUGGAGGCAUUCUUGCUCUUGCCCCCAGUGGCUGCAAGGCAUCUAGCAGAGGCAAAACACCUCUGGGGCUCGCCUGGUGCGCCGCUUUCGCGGCUUGUGAUAGGUGUUGCCGAUGCCCAAAAAAAGGAUGUGAUUCACCCUGGUGCUUUGAUCCAUCAUGGAAUGAAGAUGGAUAUUCUUGUGGGGCUGCAGGUUCAACAAGCCAAGCAACCAUCAAGAUGGUGUGGGUCAAGCACGUAA